Strongylus vulgaris is the source of this 174-nucleotide messenger RNA. The record is from the annotation of a GenBank genome assembly. Lineage: Eukaryota; Metazoa; Nematoda; Chromadorea; Rhabditida; Strongylidae.
AUGUUAGCGAAAAACUUGAAACAUUGUAUGAAGCCAAGGACGUUACUGCUUGGAAAGGCAAAGGACUAUGCUGGUGAGAAACUCUAUGAAGGAAAGGACGCUACUGCUGAAACGCUUGGAAAGGCAAAGGACUAUGCUGGUGAGAAACUCUAUGAAGGAAAGGACGCUACUGCU